GUCUUGUGGCAUUCAAGCCGGGGCCGACAUGGCUCGCAACCGACCGCUGCUGCAGCGGCGCAUGCCGGGCGAAUCGCGGCGCGAAUGGGUCGUGCGCAACCUCACCUACUCGCUCGCGUCCGACAUCCUCAACGUCCUCCACUUUGCAUUGGCGGUGCUCGCUAUCUUUUUGUACAGUGCCAAGAACUGGCUCGUUUGGACCACGACCAAGGACGUUUUGUGGCUUAAGUACCUGCACUUGGCCAUGGGCAGCCUCUACGCGGCCGACUACACCCUUCGGAUCUACGCAGCCGACGAACGCGUACGCUACGCGCUGACGCUUUUACCGCUUGUUGAAGGUGCUACGAUUUUGCCCCAGCUCGUCGACUUGCUUUUGGACGACGCGCACUACGAUACGCUCGUCGUGAGCCUCAAGAGUCUGCGCCCGCUGCGCUUUCUUUGCACGUUUCGCGCUUUGGGGCUGAUUCGCAGCGCCAAGUGGCGACAAAUCUGCACGCUGGCGCUCGGUGUCGUUUGCAUUAUCGUCGUCUUUGGCAGUCUCUUUCAAGCUGUUGAAGCGUGUCCGUGCACCGAGCUCAACGCAUGUGGUCAUGCCAAGACGCAGCCGCGACACGCGCAGUGCCAAGUGCUCGAGAUCUACACGUGCAUGUACUUUAUUGUCAUCACUAUUUCGACACUGGGGUACGGCGACAUUGCGCCAAGGAGCUCGACAGGCAAGGCGCUCGUGAUUUUUCUCAUUGGCGUCAGUGGGGCGUGGCUCUCGCUUCAAAUCUCGCGCCUCAGCGACGUCCUCAACCGCGUAUCGGCCUACGACCGCGCCUACCGAGCGAUUCCUCAAGCGAAUUCACACGUGCUUGUGCUCGGUGACGUUUCGCCGAGUGCGCUCGAGUGCUUUCUGCACAUGUUUUUCAACGCUACGCCAACGACGUGGAAUACCACCGUCGUCGUGCUCGCGCCGGGCCCGCCAUCGCGCGGGCUCCAGCGUCUGCUCUUUCAUCCGAGAUACGAGCCGCGUGUGGUGUACCUCUCGGGGUCGCCGAUGCUGCAAGCCGAUCUGCACCGUGCCAGCAUUAUGGUGGCGAGCGCCUGUUACAUUCUGACGCGGACGCCGCUGGACGACACGGCGACCAAUUUCUUUACGAUUUCGCUGCGCCACUGCAACAAGAACGUGCCCAUUUUUGCCCAAGUUGUUGGCACUGACUAUCUGGAGCAUGUGAUGCUCUCGGGCGCGACUAACGUCGUGUGCAUGGAGCAGCUCAAGCUCGGUCUCUUGGCCAAAGCGUGCGUGGUCCCCGGCAUCCUCGGCCUCAUUUCGAGUCUUUUGUUUACGUCGCCGCGCCUGGACCGAGCCAGCACGGGUACGUGGGCCCACGAUUUUGCAUGGGGCGCUCGGUACCGGAUUUACCAAUGUGGACUUCCGAAAUUUCUCGAUCGCCUCGUCCCCUUUGCCACGUGGGCGUACAUUUGUUUCAGGGAAUUUCACAUGCUACCGAUUGGCGUCUUUGAUGGUGACGCGCAUCGGCUCUUCCCCGCGACGGCGCACGUGCGCUGGACGUGGUCGAUUUUUGUGCUCGCAACGUCGCCGUCGGUGCAAAGCCAGGUCGAAGACAUUUCAUUGCUGAUGCUGCAGCGGUACGAGAGGCUCUUGCCGCAGUUUGACAAGAUUGUGCAAGCGUGGAAUUUCCGGGCAUUUAGCACCCAAUUUCGCCGGCUGACGCGCCGCACGAGCCUCGUGGUACCGCUUCCGCCGAAAAAAACGCUCUCCCGCGCCAGCACCAAGCGCAGCUCGGUGAGCACCCGCGAGGAAGGCAACACCAAUGCGCUGCCUUUGGGGCGGCGUAACGCAGUGGUCCCGCACUCGAUCGACACAUACGUGAUGUCAGUCGCAUGCGAGGGAAGUACUCGCGUGCGCCCUACUCUUGGUCCGUCCGUCGCUGUGCUGGACGAAGGGCCCAAGGCGAGUGCAGUGGGCGAAGGGCCCAAAGCGAGUGCGGUGAGCCCCGCCGCGGCGCCCGCAUCGACCAAGAAACACCUUGUGCCCAUGCUAUCGACCAUGCGCGUGGCGGGCUCCCAUCGGCGCUCGAUGCUGCCAGUUCAGCGCCUCUCGCACGUUCAGCACAUUGCUGCUUUCCAGUCCUUCUUGGGUCUGCGUGUACCGCAAAAUCUCUGUGGCCACGUUGUGCUCUGCGGCGCGCCGAGCCAGCUCCUCGACUUUGUCCAGCCGCUUCGCAUUCCCGGCCAGGCCGCGCCGGCCAUUGUCAUUGUGAGUCCGACGCCAAUGGCCGAGGCACUCCACGCGCGGAUCGCAACGUACGGCGACAUCUACCACGUGCAAGGCUCGCCGCAUACGAUCGAGGUCGCGCACCACGCCAAGGUAUUUGCGGCCAAGACGAUCGUCCUCCUUGCCUCGAGCGAAAACCUCGAAGACGACGACAGCACGGGGUACGUGGCCGACACGGAGGCACUCUCGCUGCACCGCUUCUUGCGCCAAGUGUGCGAUCUCUACGGCGACCCCGUCGGAGUUCCGCCCUCGAUUGUGGUGGAAGUGCAACGACCGGUGAGCUUGCAGUUCCUCAAAGAUGCCAACGACGACUCCGCGCCGCCGAUCGUGCACCCGGACGAGGCGGACUUUUUGCGGCCGUUUUGCCAUCCGCUCUAUGCGGCCGGCGAUGUAUUCUUUUCACAGAUGCUCGAUGCGCUUCUCGGCGCCUGUACCGUCCAUGGCAGCGCGAUCGACCUCGUGCACUUGCUCGUGCUUGGCGAGCAGGGUGUGCGCGGUGAGAGUGGCCAUGCGUCCCCGCUUAGCCAAGUGCCGGUCCCGAUCCUCUUUUGGGGCCAAACGUACGACGCACUCUUCGAGUCGUUUUUGCUGCAACAUAAGACGCUGUGCAUUGGACUGUACCGCUUGCGACCGCCUAAGCACUACUUUGUCCAACUCCACCCACCGCCGCACGUCGUCUUGGGCCCCAAGGAUUUUGUGUUUGUUUUGAAAUAG
This is a messenger RNA of Saprolegnia parasitica CBS 223.65, 2995 nucleotides long. RefSeq lists its product as hypothetical. Bases 29 to 2995 code for a protein of 988 amino acids. NCBI's taxonomy places the organism in Eukaryota, Oomycota, Saprolegniomycetes, Saprolegniales, Saprolegniaceae. Gene Ontology annotation, biological process: potassium ion transport. The record is from RefSeq and is a predicted model, not a curated record. Gene Ontology annotation, cellular component: membrane. The transcript has 11 exons.